Messenger RNA from Hippopotamus amphibius kiboko, 3459 nucleotides. It is a transcript of the gene RANBP9, whose product is annotated as RAN binding protein 9. Gene Ontology annotation, molecular function: protein binding. Lineage: Eukaryota; Metazoa; Chordata; Mammalia; Artiodactyla; Hippopotamidae. Gene Ontology annotation, biological process: cell surface receptor signaling pathway; cytoskeleton organization. The record is from RefSeq and is a predicted model, not a curated record. The coding region runs from base 287 to 2485 and encodes 732 amino acids. Gene Ontology annotation, cellular component: cytoplasm. The transcript has 14 exons.
CCUCCCGCGCUCCCGCCUCGCCCCCGCCCUCGGCGCCUCGUCCCGCGCCCGCGCGCCCGCGCUCCGGCCAGCGUUCUCUCGGGGCCGGCCCGGGCCCGCCGCCCGCUCCCCCGGCCCCGAGCUCCCCAACCGUCGCGCUCUCGCCCUCGGCUCGCGGCCCGCCGCCUGCUUCCGGGGCGGGCGGACUGGGCGCCUGGUGCCGGCGGCCGCAGCGACAGCGCCCCCGGGAAGCGGAGGAGGAAGGAGAGAAGGGGUGGAGGUGGCCGCAGGCUGAGUCGCGGCCGGGAUGUCCGGGCAGCCGCCGCCGCCGCCACAACAACAACAGCAGCAGCAGCAGCUGCCGCCACCGCCGGCGGCCGUGGCCCCGGUGUCCGGAGUCGUCCUGCCGGCGCCCGCGGCCAUCAGCGCCGGCUCCCCUUCGGCCGGCUCUCCCGGCGGCGGCGGCGGCGGCGGCGGCUUGGGGGCCGCGGCGGCCGCCCUGCUCCUCCACCCGCCGCCGCCGCCGCCGCCACCGCCGCCGCCUCCGGCCACCGCGGCCCCGCCGCCGCCGCCGCCGCCGCCCCCGCCGCCCGCCUCGGCGGCCGCCCCCGCCAGCGCGCCCCCCGCGCCCCCGGGCCUCGCCGCGGGCCCCGGCCCGGCCGGAGGCGCCCCGGCCCCGGCCCUGGCGGCGGGCAGCAGCAGCGCCGCGGCGCCCUUCCCGCACGGGGACUCGGCCCUGAACGAGCAGGAGAAGGAGCUGCAGCGGCGGCUGAGGCGCCUCUACCCGGCCGUGGACGAGCAGGAGACGCCGCUGCCUCGGUCCUGGAGCCCGAAGGACAAGUUCAGCUACAUCGGCCUGUCUCAGAACAACCUGCGGGUGCACUACAAAGGUCAUGGCAAAACCCCAAAAGAUGCAGCUUCAGUGCGUGCCACGCAUCCAAUACCAGCAGCCUGUGGGAUUUAUUAUUUUGAAGUAAAAAUCGUCAGUAAGGGAAGAGAUGGUUACAUGGGAAUUGGUCUUUCUGCUCAAGGUGUGAACAUGAAUAGACUACCAGGCUGGGAUAAACAUUCAUAUGGUUAUCAUGGUGAUGAUGGACAUUCAUUUUGUUCUUCUGGAACGGGACAACCUUAUGGACCAACUUUUACGACUGGUGAUGUCAUUGGCUGUUGUGUUAACCUUAUCAACAAUACCUGCUUCUACACCAAGAAUGGACAUAGUUUAGGUAUUGCUUUCACCGACUUACCGCCAAAUUUAUAUCCUACUGUGGGGCUCCAGACACCAGGAGAAGUCGUCGAUGCUAAUUUUGGGCAGCAUCCUUUCGUGUUUGAUAUAGAAGAUUACAUGCGAGAGUGGAGAACCAAAAUACAGGCGCAGAUAGACCGGUUUCCUAUCGGGGAUCGGGAAGGAGAGUGGCAGACCAUGAUACAAAAAAUGGUUUCAUCUUAUUUAGUCCACCAUGGGUACUGUGCCACAGCAGAGGCCUUUGCCAGAUCUACAGACCAGACCGUUCUAGAAGAAUUAGCUUCCAUUAAGAAUAGACAAAGAAUUCAGAAAUUGGUGUUAGCAGGAAGAAUGGGAGAAGCCAUUGAAACAACACAACAGUUAUACCCAAGUUUACUUGAAAGAAAUCCCAAUCUCCUUUUCACAUUAAAAGUGCGUCAGUUUAUAGAAAUGGUAAAUGGUACAGAUAGUGAAGUACGAUGUUUGGGAGGCCGAAGUCCAAAAUCUCAAGACAGUUAUCCUGUUAGUCCUCGACCUUUUAGUAGUCCAAGUAUGAGCCCCAGCCACGGAAUGAAUAUCCACAAUUUAGCCUCAGGCAAAGGAAGUACUGCACAUUUUUCUGGUUUUGAAAGUUGUAGUAAUGGUGUAAUAUCGAAUAAAGCACAUCAGUCAUAUUGCCAUAGUAAACACCAGUCAUCCAAUUUGAAUGUACCAGAGCUGAACAGUAUAAACAUGUCACGAUCACAGCAAGUUAAUAACUUCCCCAGUAAUGAUGUAGACAUGGAAACAGAUCACUACUCCAAUGGAGUUGGAGAAACUUCAUCCAAUGGUUUCCUAAACGGUAGCUCUAAACAUGACCACGAAAUGGAAGAUUGUGACACCGAAAUGGAAGUUGACUCAAGCCAGUUAAGACGCCAGCUGUGUGGAGGGAGCCAAGCUGCCAUAGAAAGGAUGAUUCACUUUGGAAGAGAGCUGCAAGCAAUGAGCGAGCAGCUGAGGAGAGAGUGUGGCAAGAACACAGCAAAUAAAAAAAUGUUGAAGGAUGCAUUCAGUUUACUAGCCUAUUCAGAUCCUUGGAACAGCCCAGUUGGAAAUCAACUUGACCCAAUUCAGAGAGAACCUGUAUGCUCAGCUCUUAACAGUGCAAUAUUAGAAACCCACAAUCUGCCAAAGCAACCUCCACUUGCCCUAGCCAUGGGACAGGCCACACAGUGUCUAGGACUGAUGGCUCGAUCAGGAAUUGGAUCCUGUGCUUUUGCCACAGUGGAAGACUACCUACAUUAGCUAUGCAUUUACGGAGCUCACACUUAUAUCGUGGCAUAUAGAAAACAUGGAAGUAGACCAGCUCUGCUGAUUUGAAAUUUAGAUUUUUUUAAUUAUGUACUGGGGACAGGUUUUUGUCGCUUUACAUUGCUUCCUAGUUUACAGCAUGAUGCAAAUGAUUUUCUAACUUAGUGUUAGGAGAAAUUAUUUUCCAUCUUUAACCUCUUAGUUGUCUAAGAGUUAAAUAGUACUGAAUUUCAGACACUCAGAUUGAUCAUCACAAAUCCUUUAAAACAAUUACCUAAAAGAAACCAAAAACUCCUGCCUUCUUUGUUGGGGGGAGAGGGGGGAAGGAAAUGGAACACGUUGUGUUUGUGUUAGCAUGUGGGUGAUGUAAACUUCAAACUGGGAGGUGUUCUGACCCCCGCUCCCAUAUAAGCAUUCAAUCAGUGUAACUUGCAAAAUGCAUAAACAUCGGACAGUUUGAAUUUAUAGUGUUGAUGGAAGAAGUCAUUUUUAAUGUGUACUGUAAAACUUGAAAUACUCAGGAGCUGAGUGAAUAUGUUUGUUGCUACUUACAAUCCUGACCUGUUAGUCCCAGUAGUUUUGUUUUAACAUGGUCUUUUUCCACUUUGUCCUGUUUAACUACAGAUGACUUCUGUUGUAGACUCACAAAUUUAACUGUUGUAUUAUAACAGUAUUACAUGUCAACAGUGUGGUUAUGACCUUUAUUUAUAUAAAAACCAAAUAUUUAGUCAAUUUACCGUGUCUUAAUUUAAUCUUUGUACACCUUCCAUUUUUAAGUGCUUAAAUGAGUACUAUAUUGCAAUAAAAAUGUAGUGAUAUAAUUAACCAGCCAUUAAAAAUUUACUUCUACAGAUACUAGAGUGUCAAUUGAGUUUAUAUAUUAGGUACUUGCAUACUUCUUAUGAUUAAAGUUAGAUUUACAGUAGCAACCAUUCAUUUUAGUUGUUCUGUAGCCUAAGACUGCCUUG